GAUGGGCAUGGAUAAAAACGUGGCGCGGCUCAUUGAUCCGAUCGAAGCCUUAACCCAAGAAACAGGCGCAAUCACCCAACAACCGCCAAAUCCCAUCGUUCGGUUUGAAGUCUACCCAGCACCGCUACUACCAUCUCCUUUCACAUCCUUCCCUCCUCGUAUACUACACUUGAAUUUACACUCUAAAUUAUUAUUUUUUAUUUCUUAAAUUUAAAAAUUUUCAAUUUUCUUUUUGGUCUUUUUGGUUUUUUGACUAAUUUCAAACUCUCACAUGAACUGCAACUAAUAAGUAAAAUACAACCCCAAACAACAAAAUCUCUAAAAUCUUCAGAUCUGGAAACACUUGUCUUUUUCCUGUCCUAAUUAUGCGGAGGUCUGGGCUGCAUAGGCAGCAUGGGAAACAAGGAGGAGGAGGAGGAGGAGGAGCAAAGGGAAUUUACGCCAAGCUAACAAUUGCCGUUGUAGUGCUUUUGAUAUGCACGCUCUCGCUUUUGUUUUCGGCUACCAUUAGUGGAAAUCGUGGAUCUGUCGAGCCUUCCGAGAUCAAUGCAGAAGAACUUUGGGAAAGUGCUAAGUCUGGUGGCUGGAGGCCAUCAUCUGCUCCACGAUCUGAUUGGCCCCCUCCUCCAAGAGAAACUAAUGGUUAUCUUCGAGUUCGUUGCAAUGGCGGUCUGAAUCAGCAACGCAGUGCGAUCUGUAAUGCGGUUCUUGCUGCAAGAAUUAUGAAUGCCACGCUCAUACUGCCUGAGUUGGAUGCAAACUCCUUUUGGCAUGAUGACAGUGGUUUCCAAGGUAUCUACGAUGUUGAACAUUUUAUCCAGAUGCUGAAAUAUGAUGUACGAAUUGUGGAAAGCAUACCUGAAAUUCGCAAGAAUGGUAAAACCAAGAAGAUGAAAGCUUAUCAGCUUCGGCCCCCUAGGGAUGCUCCUAUCAGUUGGUAUACUACAGUUGCUCUGGAGAAAAUGCAGGAACAUGGGGCUAUUUAUCUAACUCCCUUUUCACAUCGUCUGGCUGAAGAAAUUGACAAUGCUGAGUAUCAACGAUUGAGGUGUAGAGUUAACUAUCAUGCUUUAAGGUUCAAGCCAAACAUUAUGAAGUUAAGUGAGUCAAUAGUUGAUAAACUCCGUGCACAAGGUCAUUUCAUGGCGAUACAUCUUCGUUUUGAGAUGGAUAUGCUGGCAUUCGCUGGGUGCUUUGAUAUAUUUAACCCACAAGAGCAAAGUAUAUUGAAGAAGUAUAGAAAGGAAAAUUUUGCAGAGAAAAGACUUGUUUAUGAAGAAAGAAGGGCCAUUGGGAAAUGCCCACUAACUCCAGAGGAGGUUGGACUUGUCUUGCGUGCUAUGGGAUUUGACAAUUCUACCAGGAUGUACCUAGCAGCUGGUGAACUAUUUGGUGGAGAGCGAUUUAUGAAACCAUUUCGAGCUCUGUUCCCUCGCCUUGAAAAUCACAGUUCUGUAGACUCUUCAGAGGAACUAGUUGCGAACACCUGGGGGUUGUUAGGCUCUGCUGUUGAUUACAUGGUCUGUCUUCUUUCUGACAUUUUUAUGCCAACUUAUGAUGGACCAAGCAACUUUGCCAACAAUCUGCUAGGUCACCGACUAUAUUAUGGCUUUCGGACUACAAUUAGACCUGACAGAAAAGGGCUUGCUCCAAUAUUUAUUAAUCGAGAGAAUGGACGAACAGCUGGUUUUGAACAAGCUGUUAGGCGUGUCAUGCUUAAAACAAACUUUGGUGGGCCUCACAAGCGGGUGCCACCUGAAUCUUUUUAUACAAAUUCUUGGCCAGAAUGCUUCUGUCAAGUGUCACCUGAAAAUCCUGGUGACAAAUGCCCACCGGAUAAUGUCUUGGAAAUUUUAGACAGCCGGUUGGGGAAUGAAGAGAGCGGUGACCUAGAAGCCUUGGCGGAAACAAAUUCAACAAGUAGAACAGAAAGAUAGAAUUUUGUUUCAGACUUUUGCUAUGGUAUAUAUAUCUUCCUAGAAACUAGAGAAAGGAAUUGGUUUGUCUGGCUUCAUUGAGCUGUUCAGGUUCUUUUUACUUGCAGGUUGGACUAUGCUGACAGGUGAUAGGAGCAAAUUGGUUGGAGUACAUGGACCAAGUUUGUAAUUGAGAAGGUAUCGCAAACGUGUUUGUGUUGUUUUACUGCUGAACUCUGGCACUGCAUUUUUCCCUAAAAAAAAUAUGAAAAUGAGAAAAAGCCUCCUCCGUUAUUGUGUUAUAUCCGAUUGACCUAAAAGUUGUUGAGAAGAGAGAUGAUGCUUUUUAUUCA
Molecule: messenger RNA, 2269 nt
Organism: Theobroma cacao (cacao)
Lineage: Eukaryota; Viridiplantae; Streptophyta; Magnoliopsida; Malvales; Malvaceae
Product: O-fucosyltransferase family protein
Cellular component (GO): cytoplasm; endosome; trans-Golgi network
Source: RefSeq, a predicted model, not a curated record